CAAAAUUCUCUCGAUAUACGGACAGAAUCAUCUCCAAUACGCUGCUCUAGAACCAAAGACGUCUCGUCGAUUUGUGCAUAGCCUGGUAUUACUUGGAAGUGUCGCAAUGGAUAAGUGCUGUGCUCCGACAUUUUCUCCCGGCCUACAGCUACCGCUAAUAUGCAGCCACUCCGAGGCGACCUGGGGGCGGCCUCUCCAGUACAAGUGUAGAAAUUGCUUCAAUUGGUCCAUUUCGCUACUGCGUGCAAGGCUGCAAGCUGCGAUGCUCCGGGAGGCCGAUGCACUGCCACUUUGUAGAGAUGGCAUAUGCACGAUGCACCGUUGAUGUUCACAUGGCCUCUCCUCCCCGCCAGGUUGUAGCUCCAUCAAAAUGCAGACAUCUGGUCACGAUCGCGACGCGUACAGCGUCGGUAUCAUCUGCGCGCUCGCGACAGAAAAGGCAGCAGUCGAGGCGAUGUUGGACGACGAGCACCCGAAACUCCAGCCUGCGCCUGGCGACGACAAUGACUACAUGUUCGGAACGAUUGGCACACACAAAGUAGUCAUCGCCUGCCUACCAGCAGGUAUGACUGGGACUGUGAACGCAGCUGUGGUAGCAAAAGACAUGAUGCGCAGCUUUCCAAUCCGCAUCGGCUUGAUGGUCGGGAUAGCAGGCGGAGUGUGGAGCGAAGAGCGUGACGUGCGACUUGGCGAUGUGAUCGUGAGCCAGCCAAACGGUCAGCACGGUGGAGUAGUACAGUGGGACUUUGGCAAGAUGGAGACCGGAGGCGUCUUUCGGCGGACGGGCACCCUGAACAAGCCACCGCGUUUACUGCUAAAUGCAGUGCAAGGUCUUCAGUCGCGACACAAACGGAAAGGUAACGAGCUGCACGCCCACCUCGAGAAGAUGCUACUCGAGAAUCCGGCGAUGGAAGAGUCGGGUUAUGUGCAUCAGGGUCGCCAUAACGACGAACUGUUCGAAGCGAGCUACGACCACCAGCCCGGUCGGACAUGUGGGCAGUGCGACCGCCUGCGUGUAGUACAGCGAGAGCAGCGCAAGAGUGAUCGGCCAAAAAUACACUACGGGAAUAUUGCAUCAGGCGAUAAGGUCAUCAAGGACGGAGCUACACGCGAUCGCAUCGCGCGCGAGGAAGACGUCAUUGCAUUUGAGAUGGAGGCGGCAGGUCUUAUGGACUCCUACCCGUGCGUAGUAAUUCGCGGAAUCUGCGACUACUCUGAUACCCACAAGAAUAAGCGCUGGCAGGAGUACGCUGCAGCAUCGGCGGCCGCCUAUGCGAAAGAGCUGUUGCUAUACAUGCCAGCUGGCGACGUGGCGCAAAUCCGAACGGCGAACGAGGCGACAGCGUCAGCUUCGCGACGGAUCAUUCACGUUCCGUUUCCCAAGAAUCAUGAUUUCGUCGGCCGGCAUAUCGAACUCGCGACGCUCGAGCGGAGGCUCUUUGUCGACCGAGACUGCCAGACGAUGGCUGUGUUUGGACUGGGAGGUAUGGGAAAGACUCAAAUUGUCCUCCGCCUCGCAUAUGACGUCGCGGAACAGCGGCCGGAUACAUCGAUCUUCUGGAUCCCUGCGCUUAGCACCGAGACCUUCUCCCGUGCCAUGAAGGAGAUGGCAGACUUACUCGGCAUACGAGCAGCACCGGAUGGGAACCCCGACAGCUUACCAAUGCUGGUUAAGCAGCGGCUGAGCUCAUCGCACGCGGGUAAAUGGUUACUUGUUGUUGACAACGCUGACGAUAUGAAAAUUGUUGAUGGCUUACGCGAGUAUUUACCGAUUAGUGAUACUGGAAUGACAGUCUUUACCACUCGAACAGCCGAUGUAGCACAGCGAGUCGCGCGUAGCAAUGUACUCAAGAUCGGGACACCAGACGAAGCCGAAGCGGGACAGCUUCUAAGGAAGGCACUUGCAAACCCGGAAGGCUUAGAGAACGACGCGACGAGCACGAACGAACUCCUCGUCGAGUUGGACCACCUCCCUCUUGCGAUUACCCAAGCUGCAGCGUAUCUCAACAUCAACGACAUGGCGAUCUCCGAGUACGUCAGACUCCUGCGGGGUACCGCAGACGAUGUCAUAUAUCUCAUGAGUGCGGAGAUUGACGACAACACGCGGUACAAGCAGUCGGCGAGUGCUAUAGCGACGACGUGGACCGUAUCUUUUCAGCAGAUCUUAAAGCAGGACAGUAUUGCAGCAGAGCUCCUACAGUUUAUAUCGUGCAUCGAGUGGAAGGCAAUUCCGUACUCGAUGUUGCCCGUAGUAAAGCCGGAAGCGCGGACGAGGACGGCCGUCGGCACACUCUGCUCCUACUCGUUUCUUAGCAGACGGGCAGAUGGGACGACGUACGACAUGCAUCGGCUAGUGCACUUAGCGAGCCGGAUCUGGCUACGGGAAGAAGGUCGCACAGCAGAGAUCCAGGUAGAGGCGACCAAGCACGUCGCAAAGAUAUUCCCAACAGACGACUAUACGAAUCGAUUUUUAUGGCGGGCGUACAUGCCGCAUGCCGCGCAGACGCGAAGCUAUUGGUUGAGUCAAAACACCACCGUUGACAUAGCUAAAGAUGGCGGAGAAGUAAGCGAGCUCAGCUAUAAGGUAGGGAGAUGUCUUCUCAAAGACGGACGGACGAGGGACAGCGUGCAGUGGCUGCAGGAAGCAGAUGAUAAAAGAAGCAAGCUUACGGAGGAGCAUCCGGCGGGUCCUCGCGGAGGAGCAUCCGGACCGACUCGUAUCGCAGCACGCGCUUGCAGGAGCAUACGAUACUUACGGUCAAACUGAGAAGGCU
Dissoconium aciculare CBS 342.82 is the source of this 2774-nucleotide messenger RNA. RefSeq names its product TPR repeat protein. Bases 371 to 2767 code for a protein of 798 amino acids. Gene Ontology annotation, molecular function: ADP binding; catalytic activity. Gene Ontology annotation, biological process: nucleoside metabolic process. NCBI's taxonomy places the organism in Eukaryota, Fungi, Ascomycota, Dothideomycetes, Mycosphaerellales, Dissoconiaceae. The record is from RefSeq and is a predicted model, not a curated record. The transcript has 4 exons.